Molecule: messenger RNA, 852 nt
Organism: Cavenderia fasciculata
Lineage: Eukaryota; Evosea; Eumycetozoa; Acytosteliales; Cavenderiaceae
Gene: acpB
Product: subunit of heterodimeric actin capping protein cap32/34
Exons: 5
Coding region: 1-852 (283 amino acids)
Biological process (GO): barbed-end actin filament capping; actin cytoskeleton organization
Cellular component (GO): actin cortical patch; F-actin capping protein complex
Molecular function (GO): actin filament binding
Source: RefSeq, a predicted model, not a curated record
AUGGCCACCAACGAAGAGAUUGUCAAGAUUGCAACCAACUUUAUCUUGAGUGCACCAGCUGGUGAACUCAACGAAGUUGUUUCAGAUGUUCGUGCUUUAUUACCAAAUGAAUCAAUGUUGAAUGCAUCUGCUGCCGAAACCUUCAGAGAAUACAACACUGAACAAAUGGUGAUUGCAAACUCACCAAAGGGACACAAGGUAUUGAUCACCAAGAAGGGUGAAGUCAGCCACAACGAAUAUUUAGAUCCAAAGGCCAAGCUUGUAUUGACUUUUGAUCACAUCAAGCAAACUGUCACUGGUUCACGUGCUGCUGGUAGUGAACUCGAUUCUGAAGUUGAAUCAUACAGAGCUGCUUUUGAAGAAGAAGCCGUCAAAUAUACCAAUGAGUUUUACCCAUCUGGUGUUGCUACUGUCUAUGGACAAAAGGUUUCUGAAGGUUACCAAAUCACCGUUUGCGUCAGUUCAUCUAAAUUCAAUCCAAACAACUACUGGAACGGUCGUUGGAGAUCUACCUGGACCUCUACCUUUAAGCCAGGUAGUGGAAACGUCACAAUCAACGGAAAGAUGCAAAUCAACGUUCACUACUAUGAAGAUGGUAACGUUCAACUCAACACUACCACCACUAAAUCAACCACUGCUGCUUCUGCUGAUGCCAACACUACUGCUUCAAACGUUUUCAAGGCUAUUGGAAAGGCUGAAUUAAAUGUUCAUGCUGCUUUGGAUACCAGUUAUUCAACCAUGGGUGAUACCACUUUCAAGGCUCUUCGUCGUGCUCUUCCAAUCACCAAGAUGAAGAUCAACUGGACCAAGAUCAAGGGUCACAGAGUUGGUGCCGAAUUAUCCAACAAAUAA